GUUUUCACAGCUUCAAACCAGAAUUUGUUCCAGUCGGAGUGACUCCUUGAUUCCCAGGCCCUUUGAGGUCUGAGGAGUCCAGUAGGUGAAAUUCUCUCUACCUCUAAGGAGAAACAGUACCUGCUCCUGCAGCGAGAGCAAGCCCUCCAUUGCUAUGGAUACCGAAUCCACGUAUUCUGGAUAUUCUUACUAUUCAAGUCAUUCGAAAAAAUCUCACAGACAAGGGGAAAGAAAUAGAGAGAGGCACAAGUCACCCCGGAAUAAAGAUGGCAGAGGGUCAGAAAAAUCUGUCACCAUUCAAGCUCCCACUGGAGAGCCCCUGUUGGCAAAUGAUUCUGCGCGGACAGAGGAAACUCAGGAUGACAACUGGGGCGAGACCACCACGGCCAUCACUGGCACAUCGGAGCACAGCAUCUCACAGGAGGACAUUGCCCGCAUCAGCAAGGACAUGGAGGACAGCGUGGGGCUGGACUGCAGGCGCUACCUGGGGCUCACCGUGGCUGCGGCGCUCGGACUCCUGGUCUUCCUCACCCCCAUCGCCUUCAUUCUGCUGCCCCCCAUCCUGUGGCGGGACGAGCUGGAGCCUUGCGGCACCAUCUGCGAGGGACUCUUCAUCUCCGUGGCAUUCAAGCUCCUCAUUCUGCUCAUCGGGACCUGGGCGCUGUUUUUCCGCAAGCAGAGAGCUGACAUGCCGCGGAUCUUCGUGUUCCGUGCCCUCCUGUUGGUCCUCAUCUUUCUCUUCGUGGUCUCCUAUUGGCUUUUUUAUGGGGUCCGCAUUUUGGACUCGCGGGACCGAAAUUACCAGGGCAUUGUGCAAUAUGCCGUCUCUCUUGUGGACGCGCUCCUCUUCAUCCACUACCUGGCCGUCGUCCUGCUAGAGCUCAGACAGCUGCAGCCCAUGUUCACGCUGCAGGUGGUCCGCUCCACCGACGGCGAGUCCCGCUUCUACAGCUUGGGACACCUGAGUAUCCAGCGAGCAGCAUUGGUGGUUCUGGAAAAUUACUAUAAAGACUUCACCAUCUAUAACCCCAACCUUCUAACAGCCUCCAAAUUCCGAGCAGCCAAGCACAUGGCCGGGCUGAAGGUCUACAACGUAGAUGCUGCUCUGAUGGCCAAACUGGAACUUCCUGUGACAGAUGGCCCCAGUAACAACGCCACUGGUCAGUCCCGGGCCAUGAUCGCCGCAGCUGCUCGGCGCAGGGACUCAAGUCACAACGAGUUGUAUUAUGAGGAGGCGGAACACGAGCGGCGGGUGAAGAAGCGGAGAGCAAGGCUGGUGGUCGCAGUGGAGGAGGCCUUCAUCCACAUCCAGCGUCUCCAGGCUGAGGAGCAGCAGAAAGCCCCCGGGGAGGUGAUGGACCCCAGGGAGGCUGCCCAAGCCAUCUUCCCGUCCAUGGCCCGGGCUCUGCAGAAGUACCUGCGCACCACUCGGCAGCAAAACUACCACAGCAUGGAGAGCAUUCUGCAGCACCUGGCCUUCUGCAUCACCCACAGCAUGACCCCGAAGGCCUUCCUCGAACGGUACCUCAGCGCCGGCCCCACACUGCAGUACGACCGGGAGCGCUGGCUCUCCACGCAGUGGCGGCUUGUCAGCGACGAGGCUGUGACCAACGGGCUGCGGGAUGGACUCGUUUUUGUCCUUAAAUGCUUGGACUUCAGCCUCGUUGUCAAUGUGAAGAAAAUUCCGUUCAUCAUGCUCUCGGAAGAGUUCAUAGACCCCAAAUCUCACAAAUUUGUUCUUCGCUUGCAGUCUGAGACGUCAGUUUAA
Molecule: messenger RNA, 1768 nt
Organism: Budorcas taxicolor (takin)
Lineage: Eukaryota; Metazoa; Chordata; Mammalia; Artiodactyla; Bovidae
Gene: VANGL1
Product: VANGL planar cell polarity protein 1
Exons: 9
Coding region: 155-1768 (537 amino acids)
Biological process (GO): multicellular organism development
Cellular component (GO): plasma membrane
Source: RefSeq, a predicted model, not a curated record